GUUUAUAACCACUCAUCAAUCAAACGAAUUUAAUUAAAAAAAACUAUUUUAAUUUACAUUAAGAAUUGAAUGUAAAAGUUUUUUUUAAUUUUUUUUUCUGGUGUGAUAUAUAAAUUUUAGUGAUAAUGAAGUAAUUGUGUGUUUCUUGUAAUUAUUGAAACGGAACUGUAUUAUUUAAAUAAAUAACCUACUUUCCGUUUUAAUUUAGUUUUCUUUUAGUAGUAGUAGAUUUACUUUUUGCUAAUUUCCAAAAUAUGGAUUCUACGGAUACUAUGGAUAAAGGGGAGUUAUGGGUACAUAAGAUCCUUGCUGACAGAGAUAGCAUCAAACCAAGUCGUGCCCAAUUACGAGUAUUUAUAGAAUAUUUAGAAGCGAAUCCAAUGUUAUUGUAUCAUCAUGACAAAACAAACGCAGCGAAACACGCAAGGAGAAUGGAAUGGUAUAAAUUAUCUAAGAAAUUAAAUGCUAUUUCAGGUGCUAAUAAGAGCCCGGCUGCAUGGAUGAAGUUUUGGAGGGACAAAAAAACUUAUUUAAGAAGGCUCGAAGAAAGAAGAGCCUUAGCUGUAAAAAGCGGUGCUACCGUAUUUCCACUAUGUGCCUUAGAUGACAGGCUUCUCCAAUUGGCUAAGGAAAAUGACAAAUUCCUACUAGCAAAAACGGUAGCUUUACCAUUAGAGAUGGCACCUUCAGAUCCAUUAUCUGAUGAAAUAACACACAAUAAUAUUAUUGGACAUGAACCAUUUAUUGAAAAGGAAGAGAAACUAGAAGAAGACUCUUCACCACCUUAUUCACCUUCGCUCCCUAUGGCAGAUGCAUCAACCGCGCCUUCGGAACUCUCCUUCCCACCAGAGACAGCCGCGCCCCAUACAAAUAAGAACUUCGAAGAAAUUCGUAGUUUUGAACGAAGAGCUUUCAGACGAAACAAGACACGGAAGCGGAGUUCCAGUGGUUUCAAGCAGGAUCAAUUUUAUGACAUGUUCGAGCGUAUAACGGCUUUAGAAGAGAAACGUUUGGAAAUAGAUCAAAUUAAUGCACAAACCAACAGGGAAGCUGUGGUUACGGCUCAACGAUGUGCUCAAGCGAUGGAAGCGCUUGCAGACGCAAUCAAGACUCAGGGUCAAGAAAUAGCAGAUGCUCUAAAAACUAACGGCAAUUUAAUCGCUGAUGCGCUACGAGCGCAAGGACAGAUUAUAGCAGAAUCUAUAAGUAAUAAAGUGCUUUAAAUUAAGAAA
Galleria mellonella (greater wax moth) is the source of this 1232-nucleotide messenger RNA. RefSeq lists its product as uncharacterized. Bases 255 to 1223 code for a protein of 322 amino acids. The record is from RefSeq and is a predicted model, not a curated record. Lineage: Eukaryota; Metazoa; Arthropoda; Insecta; Lepidoptera; Pyralidae. The transcript has 4 exons.